AUGUUCGCUGCAGCACGUCGUGGCACCAUUGUUCGUGGAGCCUUCACCAGGAGGGUUAUUGCUCCCCAAGCGGCUGGAUUGGCUCUUAGACACAUCCGAGGCUUAAACUCUUCAACAACACUCCUUGUCAACGACAACUCCUCCCUCGCCACCUCUUCAUCCUCCUCGUCCUCCGUAUCUACCUCAGGAGCCGGAUCGGCAGGCCAAGGGUUAGGUGUCCAGGGAAGCCAGCCCGAGAAGCGUAUCCGACGAUCCAUUUUCUAUGUUCCAGGAAGUGACGAGCGCAAAUUGAAGUCUUCAUUAUCAUUGGGAGCCGACUGCCUUGUAUACGAUCUUGAGGAUGGUGUCGCAUUCAACCGCAAGAACAUUGCUCGUGAGAUGGUCUUUGAUGCUUUGGAGGCCUCGGAGCACCGCAAGGCCGAGAAGGCCGUCAGGAUCAACGCUGUCGGAUCUGGACUCGAGUUUGAUGAUUUGAACGUCGUUCUCCGUUCCAGCAGACUGCAGGCGAUUGUGAUUCCCAAGGUGCAGUCAGCCAAGGAUGUCCAGUUUGUCAGUCAAAUGGUUGACAGCGUCGCGCCCUUCAUCACUCGCAAGAAUGUCAGAAUUAUCGCCUCCAUUGAGAGUGCUUUGGGUGUCAUGAACCUGAAAGAGAUUGCUACCGCCGACCCUCGUGUCGAUGCUCUGGUGUUUGCUGCGGAGGAUUACUGCGCGGAUUUGGGAUUGACAAGGACCCGUGAGGGGACCGAGAUGCUCUACGGUCGCCAGGCCAUCGUCACAGCCGCCCACGCUUACGGUCUCCAAGCCAUUGACCUCGUGUGCAUGGAUUACAAGAACGACGAUAUUUUGAGGGAAGAGUGUGAGUUUGGACGCAGGAUGGGUUUCUUGGGCAAGCAGGCCGUUCACCCUCGCCAGCUCGAGAUCAUUCAACGCUGCUUCUUGCCCACAGACCAAGAAAUCGCAAGAGCUGCGGAUAUUAGCGAGGGGUACCAGGAGCACUCUAAGCGUGGCGUCGGAGCAUUCAACUACAACGGCAAAGUGAUCGACUUGCCGGUGGUGAAGUGGGCAGAAAAGAUUCUCAGCAGAGCACAUCAAGGCGGAGUGCCGAUCCCUAACGCCGAUGAACGGCAAAAGAUCUUGCAGGCUGGUAGCACUCCUGCUGUUACCGCUGGUGCUGGUACUGGAUCUGCAGCAUCAACGACGACGACUGUUGCCGUAAACAGUGGCAAAGGCGAUAAUUCUACCACUGCUGCAUAA
Messenger RNA from Linnemannia hyalina, 1254 nucleotides. NCBI's taxonomy places the organism in Eukaryota, Fungi, Mortierellomycota, Mortierellomycetes, Mortierellales, Mortierellaceae. The record is from the annotation of a GenBank genome assembly.